Echinostoma caproni is the source of this 987-nucleotide messenger RNA. NCBI's taxonomy places the organism in Eukaryota, Metazoa, Platyhelminthes, Trematoda, Plagiorchiida, Echinostomatidae. The record is from the annotation of a GenBank genome assembly.
AUGGGAAAAGUUUGCGCGAUCACAGAACUCCAGACAGCUCUGGAUCGUGCACACCAGGAAAGUACUGCUCAGGGUGAUCAGGAUAGAGUAGCACUUCGAAAAGCCACGGAAGAAGUCCGUAUGUUCCGGAACCAACUGGAGGAAACAUGUUCACAGCACGAGAAAGAAGUGAGGGAAUUGCGUGUGCGUGUUCACGAACUCGAAGGUCAACGGGAUCAGCUGGUGAAGGAAACAAAUGAACUUCAACUGCAAGCCCGUCUCGCGGAAGAGUCACGUGAUGGGAAUCGGGCUGACCUGUUGGAAAUUACCAGACGAAUGCGAUCCGCUGAGGAGACAAGCGACGCGGUGCGCCGAGAGUGUGCCGAACUUCGUCAACGAUUUGCCGAAGUCGAACGGGAAAAGAAUGCCCUGGACACAUCGAACGAGGAGCUUCGACGUCAACUGAAAACGGCCGAGAUGGAACGAGUCGAACUGGUACGAAUGACAAAUGUGACACGGUCACAGUUGCAAGGGACCGAGAUGGAUCGAAGCACAGCCGAGAGACGUAUUGCCGAUUUGCAGGAUCACAUGAAAGAGAUCUCGAAUUCGGCGGCCGAAGCACGACGCGAAGCGACUGAGAUGAAAAACCGGUUGAAGAAAGUGUCAUUCGAGAAACAAUCACUGGAACAGGAGGUGAACGAACUGCGCAAUCAAAUCAAGGAUACACUCACACGAGAGGACACCAUCAAACGGGAGAAAGCUGGAUUGAAACAGCGACUGGUGGAUAUAGAAUGCGCCAAAACGGCCCUCCAGAACGAAGUGAACAAUCUCAGUCGACAGCUAAGCGACAUGGAAGAAGCGCUCAGAUCUCGGGAACGGGCUGCCUCCCAGGCGGCAGACGAAUGGCAUCGGGACUUCCGACGUCUAGAUGAGACAAAGAGCACUCUGGAAGGAAAGGUAUGUGGUACGAUUGCCGUUUCUUCAGAUAUCUGUUUUUAUUCAUCAUAG